UUUCUCACACUUAGGAACAAACGUUUAACAUCCAAGAUCAAAGCUCUACCUCCCCAAUCCAAAACUCCAUAGUCUCCUCCCUAUUUCAACUCCUCUCCACCAUGAACAGCACCAAUCUACCCGACCCGAAUCCGCUCCAACCCGAUCCACUAUCCAACCCAUACACAUCCCUAAACACCCUAACCCACUCCCUUUCCGAUCUCCAUUCCUUAGCCACCCGAGGCGCGUGGAAAUCAAUCCUCGAUAAAAUCGCCCACGCGCGCUCCCUUAACCUCUUAAAUAAACCACACGAACACCUUACUUACUUAACCUUCAAUGUGUUAGCACUAACUAAACUCCGUCGCCACGUGGACGCUAAUCAAGAACUCGAUACCUUACUUGAAAAUGGUGAACAAGAUGAUUUUAAUACCCCGCAAUUUUAUUACCAGAAUUACCCUAAUCAUUACCCUAAUAUGAAGGGUAAUUUUGUCCCUUUUGCCCUACGUUGGCUACAUGCUUAUCUGCCUUACUCUCUCGGUCAACGGAUGAAAUCGCUGGACAGGUUAUAUACACUUAUUGAUUUUAUUAGAUCGAAAAAACUCACAACUUUAACGAGCCCCAGCAAAGAUUUGUGGAAAAGAAGGGAGAUUUUGGUAUUGAAUACGAUAAUUAGUCAUCAUUUGAGUCAAAAAGAUUUCAAAUUGUGUUUGGAUUUGUUGAAUGAGUUGAUUGGAAUAUGUGGGGAUGAUGAUCCGAAUGUGUUAUCGAAAUUAGGGUAUGUGAAAAUGCAGUAUGGAGACGUGGAGGGGGCAAAAAAGACUUUUAACGCGGUGGAGGGAAUGAUAACGAGUGAAAGUGAAGUGGGGUUGAGAAAUUUGGUGAGUAGGAGUAAGGCAUUGAUGUAUAUAGUGGAAAAAGAUUAUGUCUCUGCAGUUAGGGAGUACGAAGAGUGUAUCGAGAGGGACGGAAUGGAUAUGGUGGCUAUGAAUAAUAAGGCUUUGUGUUUGAUGUAUUCGAGGGAUUUAUCGGAUGCUAUUAAGGUGUUGGAGAAUUCUUUGGAGAGGGUUCCGACAGUAGCGUUGAAUGAGACACUUGUGGUGAAUUUGUGUAGUAUGUAUGAAUUGGCUUAUGUUAAUCAUGCUGAUAUUAAGAGGACACUUAACAAUUGGAUUGCUAGAGUUGCUCCCGAUGAUUUUGACUCGUCUUGUACUCGAACAUGAGGUAUUUGGUCUUUGUAGAUGUAAUUGAGAAUGAGAAUUCAGAUAACAUUUUUGUAAUUUCGUUUCCUCUUUCUGAUUGUGUGACUGUAUUUUGUGAUACAUUUUUGUUGGUGUCUUAGCAUUUAUAUCUUUUUGUGGUGGUGUUAGAAAGAAGACCUCUGUUGUUUCUUUCUGAUUCAACUUAUAGCUCAUUAUUUUGGGUGACCUGAUUUGUGAUUUAUUCUCAGCGUUAGAGAAGUAAGAGUAAACUGCUUGUAUUUCCGUCCAUAAAUGAUGAUAUCAUGAAGUUAUCCUCAAGAA
Lycium barbarum (goji berry) is the source of this 1499-nucleotide messenger RNA. RefSeq lists its product as uncharacterized. The record is from RefSeq and is a predicted model, not a curated record. Lineage: Eukaryota; Viridiplantae; Streptophyta; Magnoliopsida; Solanales; Solanaceae. Gene Ontology annotation, molecular function: protein binding. The transcript is spliced from 2 exons. Bases 102 to 1199 code for a protein of 365 amino acids.